AUGUUGAGAAUCCCCCGCUUAUCUCCCAGAAUCGGCUCCUCGGUACUCCGCAGCAGCCGUGCCGGGGCUGUAUCCAGAGUGUCCACGCUUGCUGUUCGCUCAGUGAGCCAGCUUGCACAGGUGAAAGUUCCCCCCACACUCACAAACGAACCCAUCAAGGAGUUUUCGUUUGCGCACCAGAAAGACUGGGAUCUUUUGCGUGCCUCCAUUACCAAAUUCACGGAUUCUGCGUUAGACAUUCCGCUAGUCAUCAAUGGAAAGAGAAUCUUUAACAGACCCACAGUUGCCCAGGUGAACCCUGCCAAGCAUUCGCAGGUGUUGGCUAAUUUUGCCCAAGCAAACAAAGACGACGUGCGCGCUGCCAUCAAGGCCAGCAAAGACGCCAAGGAAAAAUGGUCCAAGAUGGCGUGGACGGACAGAGCCGCAGUGUUCUUGAAGGCCGCAGACUUGAUUGCCACUAAGUACAGAUACGACAUGUUGGCGGCCACGAUGCUCGGCCAGGGUAAGAACGUGUACCAGGCCGAAAUCGACAGUAUCACGGAAUUGGCCGACUUCUUGAGAUUCAACGUCAAGUAUGCCGAGGAGUUGUACCAACAACAGCCCAUAGAGUCUUCUCCUGGUGUGUGGAACAGAGCUGAGUACAGACCCUUGGAGGGCUUUGUAUACGCUGUGACGCCUUUCAACUUCACCGCCAUUGCCGGCAACUUGGUGGGCGCGCCCGCGUUGAUGGGAAAUACUGUCGUGUGGAAGCCAUCUGCUACAGCUGUGCUUUCCAACUAUCUUCUCUUGUCAAUUUUGGAGGAGGCUGGCUUGCCCGCAGGUGUUGUCAACUUCAUUCCUGGAAACCCAGUUGAGAUCACCGACUUGGUCGUGAACGACCGUGACUUUGCCUCGUUGCAUUUCACCGGCUCCACCCAGGUAUUCAAGACCUUAUAUGGCACAAUUGCCUCCAACUUGGCCAAAGACGUCUACAGAGACUACCCAAGAGUUGUGGGCGAGACAGGUGGCAAGAACUUCCACUUGAUCCACGAGUCCUCCCCCGUUGACCACGCCGUGUUGUCCACGUUGAGAGGCGCUUUCGAAUACCAGGGCCAGAAAUGUUCUGCCACGUCCAGAGUUUACGUCCCACAGUCCAUGUGGCCAGAGUUUAAGGAGAAGCUUUCCGCUGCCAUGGACAACAUCACUAUCGGAAACACUACCGAGACGUCUACGCUUCACAACUUCAUGGGCCCUGUCAUCCAUCAGCAAUCGUUUGACAAGUUGGCCGGUGCCAUUGAGCGUGCUAAGACGGACCCAGAGUUGACCAUUGUCAAGGGCGGUGAGACUGACAGUACAACUGGUUUCUAUGUGCAGCCAACUUUGAUCGAGACUUCCAACCCCGAGCACGAGUACUUGUCUAAAGAAUUCUUUGGACCCGUCUUGACUGCAUACGCUUACCCAGAUGGCGAGUUUGAGGCCAUCAUGGACAAGAUCGACUCUGUUUCGAUGUACGGCUUGACCGGCUCCAUCUUCGCCAAAGACCGUGAUGCCAUCAGGUUGGCCGAAGAGAAGUUGAGAUACUGUGCUGGAAACUUUUACAUUAACGACAAGUCCACAGGUGCAGUUGUUGCUCAGCAAUGGUUCGGUGGUGCCAGAAUGUCUGGCACUAACGACAAGGCUGGGUCCGGCAAUAUCUUAACGAGAUUCGUGUCCAUCAGAAAUGUGAAGGAGAACUUCUUGGAGUUGAACGAUUUCAAAUACCCAUCUAACUACAACUAG
Messenger RNA from Metschnikowia bicuspidata var. bicuspidata NRRL YB-4993, 1758 nucleotides. RefSeq names its product 1-pyrroline-5-carboxylate dehydrogenase (gene PUT2). Gene Ontology annotation, cellular component: mitochondrial matrix. The coding region runs from base 1 to 1758 and encodes 585 amino acids. The transcript has a single exon. The record is from RefSeq and is a predicted model, not a curated record. Lineage: Eukaryota; Fungi; Ascomycota; Pichiomycetes; Serinales; Metschnikowiaceae. Gene Ontology annotation, molecular function: L-glutamate gamma-semialdehyde dehydrogenase (NAD+) activity.